Messenger RNA from Salvia splendens (bonfire salvia), 678 nucleotides. RefSeq lists its product as uncharacterized. The transcript has 2 exons. The record is from RefSeq and is a predicted model, not a curated record. Bases 1 to 678 code for a protein of 225 amino acids. NCBI's taxonomy places the organism in Eukaryota, Viridiplantae, Streptophyta, Magnoliopsida, Lamiales, Lamiaceae.
AUGUUGCCUGAAGAUGAUAAAUCUUUUGUGAGGGAUUUUGAGCCUAGGCCCAGUAUCACAACCUAUGUUGGUAACCUCAAGCCUGAAGAUGAGAAAUCUUUUGUAAGAGAUUUUGAGUCUAGGCCUAGUGCUACAUCUUAUGUUGGUAACCUCAAGCCUCAAGAUGAGAAAUCUUUUGUGAGGGAUUUUGAACCUAGGCCCAGUGUCACAUCUUAUGUUGGUAACCUCAAGCCUGAAGAUGAGAAAUCUUUUGUGAGGGAUUUUGAGCCUAGACCCAGUAUCACAUCUUAUGUUGGUAACCUCAAGCCUGAAGAUGAGAAAUCUUUUGUGAAGGAUUUUGAGUCUAGGCCUAGCGCUGCAUCUUAUGUUGGUAAUGGUAAGCCUAUAGGUGGGAAAUCAAAUGCUUACGAUUUUGAGCAAAGACCUAAUGUUUCAGCAUACACUGAUGACGUUAGCUCCAAGAAGGAGAAAUCAAAUGCUAAUGACUUUGAGCCAAAACCUAAUGUUUCAGCAUAUACUGAUGAUAUUAGCUCAAAGAAGGAGAAAUCUUAUGGGGAAGAAUUUGAGUCAAGACCUAAUGUUUCAGUAUACACUGGUGAUGUUAGCUCAAAGAAGGAGAAAUCUUAUGGUGGAGACUUUGAGCCACGACCCAAUCUUUCAGCAUAUAGUGACGAGUGA